Chlamydomonas reinhardtii is the source of this 1338-nucleotide messenger RNA. RefSeq lists its product as uncharacterized. The record is from RefSeq and is a predicted model, not a curated record. Gene Ontology annotation, cellular component: elongin complex. NCBI's taxonomy places the organism in Eukaryota, Viridiplantae, Chlorophyta, Chlorophyceae, Chlamydomonadales, Chlamydomonadaceae. Gene Ontology annotation, biological process: ubiquitin-dependent protein catabolic process. The transcript is spliced from 3 exons. Gene Ontology annotation, molecular function: protein-macromolecule adaptor activity. The coding region runs from base 275 to 577 and encodes 100 amino acids.
CCUGCGUUGAAUGAGCCGCCUGAUUUAAUGCUAUAUAAUAUCAGUUCUGAACCUAUAGAGUACGCCGAACCCACACACAAGCGAAAGACUAAGCUCCGGUUGGCUUUUAUGCUGAGGAACUCACUACGUUAGUGCCCUGUAUAUCCAUCAUAUCUAUUGGCAGGGAGAAUAGGUCGGGCCGGGUAGCAGGGAAGGGGGCGCCUAGGGCCCACCACAAGUAGAGACAAGACGAGCGCGUGUCAGCCCAGCCAGAGCUCAAAACGCAGCAGCCAACAUGCCGAAGCAAACGGUGAAGCUGGUCUCCGCGGAGGGCUAUGAGUUCAUUGUGGACUACAAGGCCGCGUGCGUGUCCAACACCAUCCGCAACAUGCUCAGCUCCCAAGGUAGCUUCACGGAGACGGAGCUGGGCGAGGUGAAGUUCCCGGAGAUCUCCACGCCCAUCCUGGAGAAGGUCUGCCAGUACUUUUACUACAAACUGCGCUACCAGAACUCCACCACCAAGAACAUCCCUGAGUUCAAGGUGGCGCCGGAGAUCGCCCUGGAGCUGCUCAUGGCCGCAAACUUCCUGGACACGUAGGGGGGACACAUAGAUGGCCAUUCUGGUGUGACUGGUGUGGCUGAUGAGCCCCUGGGACUGCCUGGGGCGGGGGCGCCGCGGGGUGUGUUGGGAAAACGGAAAUGGUGUGUGCGUGUGCGUGUGCGUGUGUGUGUGUGUCAUAAGUCACGCGUGGGGCGGGGCGUGUGUGGGGUGUGGGCUGUUGCUGUGUGUUGAGGGGGCUGCGAGCGGCAGGUGGUUGUUGUGUUCGUUUGUGGAGCGGCUGGAGCAAGGUCGCCUCGGGAGCAGGCCCAGCGCGGGCGGUGUUGAGGGGCGGUGGGGGCGCGAACGGCAUGGAGGCGCCUGCAGCUGGAGCUGUAGUGGUCCGCCAGACAGCUUGGGUACACGGGAGCAGCCGCAACAGGAGGUUCAUGGUGCGAGGGGGCACAACUGGUUGUGCGUCGGAGGCGUUGUGUAUGUAUGCUUGGUGUCACCAGCACGUCCAUCAGCCGUAAGGGUGGGGUGGUUGCAGUCUUGCGGAGACCCAACCUAAACCGAACCCAAUGCUACUGAGCGAGGAGAGCGUGGCAUACGCUUUGGCAACGGAGUGGCACUCGACAGUAGUCCCCGUCCCCGAAACGCACCGAGGGGGUUGCAUGUGAAUCAGCCAGGACAUGCAUGAGGACAGUCGACAUGCCCAGGUGGCGCCGCCCGCUGUCCACGCCCCAGCUGUACUGUAGCGGGCUGGCGGGCCGCGGCUGACAGUGGCGGGCGUAGCCACAUGCGAUAAAGCUGGAUGCCCC